Rhodamnia argentea is the source of this 1464-nucleotide messenger RNA. Its product is annotated as protein trichome birefringence-like 19. The transcript is spliced from 2 exons. Gene Ontology annotation, cellular component: Golgi apparatus. NCBI's taxonomy places the organism in Eukaryota, Viridiplantae, Streptophyta, Magnoliopsida, Myrtales, Myrtaceae. The record is from RefSeq and is a predicted model, not a curated record. The coding region runs from base 202 to 1464 and encodes 420 amino acids. Gene Ontology annotation, molecular function: O-acetyltransferase activity.
AGCUUCUUUCAUCCAAAAAUGCAGCGCAACAAUAAAGACCAAUCAACUUUCCGUACUCAGAUCAUAAAAACCUAUCCAUGAUAACAUCACCAAGAAUUAACUUAUAUAAGCUGCAGAAUCAUCCAGCUCCAGAGCCUAACUUGCAUAAGCUGCAGAAUACAAUAUAGUACAUAUUGAAGCUCAAAGCAAUCGACGUUUCCAAUGUGGAAAACGCCGGGAGCGCUUAAGUCCCAAAAGUUGGUCUUGCUGUCAACCCUCCUCAUAGUGCUCCUCAGUGUGUUCUCCCUGUAUGACCCCUUUCUACUGCAACCCCUGCUUCCAGCUACAAGUUCGCCCAAAGCAUCUUCUUCGAGCCCCAAGUUCCUAGAGACGUGCAAUAUUUUCAACGGAGAGUGGGUUCCGAACCCCGACGGCCCGUACUACACGAACGACACAUGUUGGGCGAUUCACGACCACCAAAACUGCAUGAAGCAUGGGAGGCCCGACACCGAGUUCAUGAAAUGGAGGUGGAAGCCCGACAGUUGCGAGCUGCCUAUAUUUGACCCCACCCAAUUCCUGGAGCUCGUUCAGGGGAAGUCCCUAGCAUUCGUCGGGGAUUCGGUGGGAAGAAACCACAUGCAGUCUCUAGUAUGUCUCUUGUCCAAGGUGGAAUAUCCCACAGAUGUUUCGUCCUCGCCUGACCCGGAGUUCAAACGCUUGAAAUACGAAUCAUACAACUUCACUAUCGCCACUUUUUGGAGUCCCUAUUUGGUGAAGUUCAGGGAAGCAGAUGCCGAUGGCCCGACUCACACUGGCCUGUUUAAUCUCUACCUUGAUGAGUUUGAUGAGGAAUGGACCACCCAGAUCGACAAAUUUGAUUAUGUGAUCAUCUCCUCCUGGCACUGGUUCUCCCGGCCGGUGAUCUUCUCUGAGAAUCGUCAAAUAGUCGGCUGCAAUUUCUGUCGGAAGGAAAACAUCACCGACCUCACGAUGUUCUAUGGCUACAGAAAAGCAUUCAGGACAGCCUUUCGAGCCAUCAACAGCCUGAAGAACUACAAGGGAAUAACAUUUCUUCGGACAUUCGCGCCGUCUCAUUUCGAAAACGGAGAGUGGAACGAAGGCGGGAACUGCCUGAGGACAAGGCCGUUUCGGAGCGACGAGGCCACCUUGGAGGGUCGCAACCUGGAGGUGUACAUGGUCCAAAUCGAAGAAUUCAAGAGGGCGCAGGCGGAAGGAAGAAAGAGAGGUCUGAAGUUCAGGUUGCUCGACUCGACACAAGCAAUGUUAUUACGGCCCGACGGUCAUCCCAGUAGCUAUGGGCAUUGGCCGCAGGAAAACGUGACGUUGUACAACGACUGCGUCCACUGGUGCUUGCCGGGACCGAUUGACGUUUGGAAUGAUUUCCUGCUGGAGAUGCUGAAGGUUGAGAGGGUGCUGGACAAGGAAGAGCUUCACUACCAGGACGGAAGACUGAGAGCCGGAUAG